GGAGGCAGACAAGUUAACACAGGUUAGCUAAUGUCAACACACUCCUGACGUACAGCCUGUUAGCUUAGCUUAGCCUGUUGCUAACCGUAUAGUAACACUCCUGCUGCACUUGUCAACAUUUUGCACGUCACACUUUUAUCUUUUGUUGCUUUUGAGUUAAAAACGACUUUUAUCCAGGAUGCAGGUGCAGAGAGUCGUUCUCAACUCACGUCCAGGUAAGAAUGGGGUGCCAGGUCCUGAGAACUUCCGGCUGGAGGAGUCCAGUUUGGCGCCUGACCUGCAGGAGGGGGAGGUCCUGGUCCGGACGCUUUACCUUUCAGUCGACCCCUACAUGCGCUGCAGGAUGAACGAGGACACCGGGGCUGAAUACCUGACUCCAUGGCAGCUGUCUGCCUGUGCGGAUGGCGUGGGCAUCGGCGUGGUGGAGUCCAGCCGCUGCAGCUCUUACUCUGUGGGAGAUGUGGUCACCUCGUUCAACUGGCUGUGGCAGACCCACGCAGUGAUGAAAGGAAGCGUCUUACAGAAGGUUGAUCCCCAGUUGGCUGACGGGCACUUAUCCUACUUGUUGGGUGCGGUCGGCCUCACAGGCCUCACUGCCCUGCUGGGUGUGAGGGAGAAGGGUCACGUCACCAAAGGGGCCAAUCAGACCAUGGUGGUCAGUGGGGCUGCUGGGGCCUGUGGCUCCAUAGCUGGACAGAUUGGCCGGCUGGACGGCUGUGUGAGGGUUGUGGGGAUCUGUGGAUCUGAAGAGAAGUGCAGUGCUUUACUGGAUCUGGGCUUCUCCGCUGCCAUAAACUAUCGAGAGGAUGAUGUACCGGCCCGACUGAAGGAGUGCUGUCCUGAUGGAGUAGAUGUUUACUUUGACAAUGUGGGAGGUCCCAUCAGCGAUACUGUCAUUUCACAGAUGAACAGCGGCAGCCAUGUGAUCCUGUGUGGGCAGAUCUCUCAGUACAACAAGGAUGUGCCGUAUCCUCCACCUUUGAGCGAGGAGACACGGGAAACUCUGCAAAGCAAGAGCAUCACCAGAGAGAGAUUCAUGGUGCUUCAGUACAUGAGCCAAGCAGAAGCUGCCCUCUGUGAACUCAGCCAGUGUAUUAAAUCAGGCCAGAUCAAGGUGCUAGAAACUGUGGUGGAUGGCAUUGAAAACAUGGGAGAUGCAUUUUGCUCUAUGAUGAAAGGGGGAAACAUUGGCAAACAAAUUAUAAAGAUAUCAGAGUGAGGAUAAUCACCACAGUUCCCGGUAGCUACUACUCUCUCCAGACACCUCGAGAAAUGAACCCAUUAAGGUAAUGAGCUCAAGUAAGACAUUGCAUCGCUUUGCAGAUGCCAGUUGAUUGCAAUUACAAACCAGAAAUGAAAAAAAUCACAUAACGUUCUCUCUUUAUGAUCUUGUGAAAAGUAAAAUUAAAAAAGUGUUUGAAAACCUGAUAAGUAUUGAGUAUUACAACUUUUUUAAUUAUAUUUUCAGAAGUCAGGGCCACAGUAAAAAAUAAACAAAGAUUAGAUAUUUGCUUAUAAUAUUAAUCUACGUGUUACACAUUUUAAAUUGCAGUAAUACGAAAUUAUUUUAAAAGAUCAUCACCCAAAAUAAACGUUACUGAACCAUAAAGAGACAUCAUCAGACGUUGUCCUAUUUGGAGAACAAGUGACAAAAGGCAAUAAGGUUAUAUCUAGUGGAGAAAUAACUGUUUUGACUGUUUAUUAGCACUACUGUAAUUAAAUGUGUCGUACAUAUAGUACUGUCAAACUACUGUCUGUUGGUACCAGGGUUGGUAUGUGUGAACUACUGUGUAAUGGGGUAUCAUGAUCUGGUUUUACUUACAAUUGCUAGCUGGCUAAUAUAAACAUUGUUCCUGUGCAACUGGAAACGCCAUCAACCCGAGGUCUGAGGUGUAAAGGAACAAGACCUUUUCAGCGCGCUACGCAGCUGGAGCUAACGAGCUACAUAAAACUACAUAAGCUUCUUGCUGCAGUUUAUGCUUUGAAUUGUUCAUAUACUAGUGUAAUACCACUAUAGCAUUACUGUGUGUUUUGGCCGACAAGCAAAUAACAAGUAUUAGAUGGCUAGCACCACAUCCAGCAUUGCCAUUGGUCUUCAUUGUUAUGUCCUUGAUAUUAUUUGAUUCAAACUUAAGAUUUUUCAUAUCACACAAACUGUAAAUAAACCGUGGGACUUUAA
This is a messenger RNA of Limanda limanda (common dab), 2179 nucleotides long. RefSeq names its product prostaglandin reductase 2 (gene ptgr2). The record is from RefSeq and is a predicted model, not a curated record. The transcript is spliced from 8 exons. Gene Ontology annotation, molecular function: 15-oxoprostaglandin 13-reductase [NAD(P)+] activity. Lineage: Eukaryota; Metazoa; Chordata; Actinopteri; Pleuronectiformes; Pleuronectidae. Bases 179 to 1219 code for a protein of 346 amino acids. Gene Ontology annotation, biological process: prostaglandin metabolic process.